AUGCUAGCUGUUACAGCUGUUGGCUGCUUGACUGGCGGCUAUUUCCUUCACAAAUGGCUUCGACGACGCAUCGCGCACAUCCUUACGGGCGAGCAGAGGCGAGCUCUCAUACCGCCCGGUGAGUGCAUCAGCCCUGGAGCAAAAGCUGUGGCCGCUUCUGCGGAUGUGGAGCUUCGAUCCAACAUGCAUCGCCUCAAAGAUGGAACCCAGCUCUUCAGCUACGUCCUGACGCCGAAGAACAAGACACCGACGCACGCCGUCGUCUUUUUGCAUGGCUAUAGUUCCAACUCCGACCUCUAUGUCGAGAACUUGGCGGAGUUUGCACGGGCUGGAGCAAUGGUCUUGAUGCCAGAUCUCCCCUCACACGGGCGUUCCGAUGGUCUUUUGGCCUACAUUCCCGACUGGUGGGCCUUUAUGGACAAGAUCUGGGAGCACACGGAGAUCCUUGUGUCGCAGGAGUGCAAGUCACUUCCACUCUUCGUCGCAGGAAAUUCUUUAGGGGGCGGCCUGGCGAUUUGCAUGGCCUUGCAGCGACCGACCUAUUUUCGUGGCGUGGUCUUGAAGGGCCCCAUGCUGACAGUCAGCGAGGAAGUGAAGCCUCCUUGGAUCGUGCAGAUGGUUUUCAAGCACCUCGUUGCGAGGUUGCUACCAACCUGGCCGAUCACGCCGGUCAAGAGCCUCGCUGGUGUCGAUUUCCGGAUACCGACACAGGGGCCAGUGUACGAGAAGGUCAACCCCUUCUCCAUGAAGGGAACCUCGCCUUUCUUGGCUUCGGGUCGGGAGAUGGGCUUCACCUUCACCGACUGGCUGGAUGACCAUCUGAAGGAGGUGAGGACGCCUUUCAUCGUCUUGCAUGGCAAGUCGGACAAGAUCACGGAUCCCGCGACGUCGCAGCGGCUGUACGACGAGGCCAAGGCCACCGACAAGACGCUGAAACUCUACGAUGGGGUGUACCACUGCGAGUUGAUCUGCUGCACCCCGGGGGGAGCUGAGUUCACGGGUCUCACGUGGCUUCCCGAGCAGGUCUCCGCAACGCAAGCUUGCACAAAUGACGCAAUUGCCUGGAUGCGUUUGCAGAAGAUGGUGGGCAUUAGGAUACCCAGCCGUCAGGAGGGUGCACGUCCAGAUGGAGCAGUGCUCGGGCGGUCUGCAGCAGGCUGCUUCGGGGCCGUCAUGGUGGCGUCUUGCGCGCCAGUCUGCUCCAGGAGUUUUGUGAGCACCCCUUCUCCGCAGCACAGAUAUUUUUCGAGCUCCGGUUCCAGCUCGUCCUCUGUGGCCGCGGCGCGGCCGCAGUCCUCCGCAAGAGAAGGUCGGUAUGAGCUGCCCCGACAUAUCGCAGGAUUGGCUUUAGGCCUCACUGCGCUGCGUGCCUUCGGAGGAAGAGCCCCUGGCGCUGAGGCGGCAUUUCAGAUGCGGGAGGCCAAGCGGAAGCGUGAGGCCUCACAGUUCUUCACCUACCAAGCCCGAUUGCUGAGGACCGGUGUGCCUCCGCGAGACGACUUGUACUGGCGCCGGGAGGAGAGAAUGCUCUUCUCCACAGCCAGGAUGGAGAAAGGGAUCAAUUUCGCAGCCUACGAUGAGGUCGAGGUCGAGCGGCGGGGCGGCUUGGGUCAGGAGGCUGACGUAAGAUGCUGUCCAGAAGUCGACGUCAAUGAUUGGGACGAAGACGUGACGUUCAACAACUUUUCGCUUGUUUCUGACGACUUGAAUUUCUCCGUCUCCAUUCAGAUCCCGGCUGUGCCGGACUUCGCCUUAGUUCUCGUUGAUAAACUUUUCUGA
Symbiodinium sp. CCMP2456 is the source of this 1779-nucleotide messenger RNA. The record is from the annotation of a GenBank genome assembly. Lineage: Eukaryota; Dinophyceae; Suessiales; Symbiodiniaceae.